Messenger RNA from Rhipicephalus sanguineus (brown dog tick), 1743 nucleotides. RefSeq lists its product as uncharacterized. The record is from RefSeq and is a predicted model, not a curated record. NCBI's taxonomy places the organism in Eukaryota, Metazoa, Arthropoda, Arachnida, Ixodida, Ixodidae. Bases 1 to 1743 code for a protein of 580 amino acids. The transcript is spliced from 2 exons.
AUGAACCAGGUAUCGAAGAAGGCAGACUACCCACUUCCAACAACUGAUGAAGUCCUUAGCGACUUAAGGGAAGGCAAGGUAUUCAGCACCCUCGAUUUGGCACAAGCUUACCAGCAACUUCACGUAACGCCAGAGACAGCAGAGAUAUUGACCCUGAACACGCUGAAAGGGCUUUACAAGGUCAAACGAUUGCCUUUCGGAAUCUCUGCAGCUCCAGCCAUUUUUCAACGCUUUAUGGAGACUAUGCUUUCUGGCAUCCCAGGCGUUUGCGCAUACCUAGAUGACGUGAUCAUCAGUGGAAAGGACGCCACGGAACACGCUGAGAGACUGGAAGAAGUUCCGAAGUGGCUGCGCAAUUGCAACCUGCGCCUCGGCAAAAACAAGUGCGGCUUUGAGGUGCGAGAAGUUUCUUUUCUGGGACACCGAAAUGACGAGACAGGGGUCCAUACCAACGAAGAGAAAGUUCGAGCAAUAACGGAGGCUCCAGCACUAAACUGCAAGCAAGCACUUCAAUCAUUCCUUGGAAUGCUGGCUUUCUACGACAGGUUCUUAAAGAACAGGGCAACAAUUGCCAGCUGUCUCUACCAGCUUCUUCAGAAAGACGCCACGUGGAGAUGGGAGACCAAGCAUCAAGAAGCAUUAGAUAAACUUAAGGGAUUGCUUCUCAGUCAGACCGUACUGGCACACUACGACGAACAGAAGGAGCUUCUCGUCUCAUGCGAUGCUUCGCCGUAUGGCAUAGGAGCUGUUCUGUCUCAACGUGAUGACCAGAAUAGAGAGGCGCCAAUCGCUUUCGCAUCUCGGACUCUAGGGACAGCGGAACGCAAUUAUGCUCAGUUGGACAGAGAAGGCCUUGCUGUAGUGUUCGCAGCACACAAGUUCCACAAGUAUAUUGCGGGAAGAAAGGUGACUUUCGUCACAGACCAUCAACCGCUGCUCGGCAUACUGGGUCCAGGGAAGCCAACGGCUCAAGUCCUCUCACCACGGAUGACCAGAUGGUGCAUCAAGUUGUCGGCGUAUGUCUACAACAUCGUCUACAGGCAUGGCAAGAACCAUCAAAACGCGGACGCGUUAAGCCGAUUGCCACUACCAGAACGUCUCGAUGAACCCUGGCCACCAGGCGACGUACUAUUGUUCGAAGCUUUGUCGAGACCUCCGUUGACUGCUACAGAAAUAGCACGUCUGACACAAGAAGACAGCAUCCUGCAGAGGUUGUACAAGGCAGUGCAGGAUGGCACAGUGGAGAAACUCACUGGAGAUGAGUUCGCUCCUUACCGACGACGAGUGACCGCACUAGCAAUUCAUCGCGAGUGCUUGACACUUGGUUCACGGGUGAUCAUACCGAGCUCAGCACGAUCCCACGUUCUGGCACUUCUGCACGCUGGUCACCGAGGCAUGGCAGCCAUGAAGAAGUGCGCAAGGUGCUACGUAUGGUGGCCCGGAAUCGACAAGGUGAUCGAAGAAACGGUGCGACAGUGCCGUGAAUGCCUUUCAACGCAGAAGAGCCCACCCAAAGCUCCUAUCCCCUCCUGGGACCGUCUCAAGACACCAUGGCACACGGUGCACGUUGACUUCGCGGGGCCACUACUCGGGCGCACCUACUUGGUUGUUGUGGAUGCACACAAAGUGGGUGGAAGUCCGGCACAACGCGACUGGGUCGCACAGCCGGCUCAGUCCCACGUAGGGACUGGCAAGCCGGGCCUGUCGGCCACCUCGCAGGCCCGCUGGACAGGCGUGAGCUGA